GCACUCGUGUUGGCGCCGCCGACGCAGGAUGCCGACGCCGCGACAGCCAGUUUUCGGGUUUGAUGAAACAUGUGCGGCCCUCCGUUCUCGCUGCUCAUGAUUGACCCAGACGCGCCCAGCAGGCAGCAACCGACGAAGCGAAGCUUGCUCCACUGGAUGGUGCUCAACGGGAACAGCGACGAUAGGUUUCAUGAAGGCGACGAGGCCAUGCCGUACAAGGGUCCGAACCCUCCCAAAGGGUCGGGAGCCCACCGCUACGUGUUGCUCGUCUACUGUCAGGACGGCCAGACGCUGAACAAGGCCGACAUGGUGCCCAGUGACAGGCCCGGCUACAACGUCUCCACAUUCGGCAUGAAACUGAAAACGAAACUGGCGGUGGCGGGCGCAUUCUUUCGCGCCGAGAACCCCUGACGUGAAACCUCUGGAGUCGCGGGACAUCUUCCAUCGCGGCAAGUCGCGCCGGCGCGCUGCCAGAGAUAUUUGAUCAACCAAACUGAACAGCAGCUGGCGUUGUGGCUAUCAACUACGGGUGGACUGUAGUGCGUUUAAAACACUGUUGACUGCAUUUGGAGUUGGAAUAAGAAAGCUCGUGUCAUCCAUU
This is a messenger RNA of Rhipicephalus sanguineus (brown dog tick), 601 nucleotides long. Its product is annotated as protein D1-like. NCBI's taxonomy places the organism in Eukaryota, Metazoa, Arthropoda, Arachnida, Ixodida, Ixodidae. The record is from RefSeq and is a predicted model, not a curated record.